AUGGCUCGAUCUCUGUUAAUCAACAUUUUUCUUUUGACAUUUAUUGUCGCAUGUGUUUAUGCCGAUGGAUGCCCUAACGAGUGCGGACAAAAUGAAACUUGUAAUUCAUGCGGUAAUCUGUGUGAGCUAAAUUGCAAAGAUAUACAUAGAAAUAUUUGUCCACUCAUCUGCAACCCGCCAGCAUGUGCCUGUGACCCGGAAUACGCAAGGGACAAUUUAACUGGCAGAUGUAUUCAUAAACUCCAGUGCCCACAGUACAAAUAA
Messenger RNA from Cotesia congregata, 264 nucleotides. The record is from the annotation of a GenBank genome assembly. Lineage: Eukaryota; Metazoa; Arthropoda; Insecta; Hymenoptera; Braconidae.